Paralichthys olivaceus (Japanese flounder) is the source of this 1363-nucleotide messenger RNA. RefSeq names its product allantoicase (gene allc). Gene Ontology annotation, molecular function: allantoicase activity. The record is from RefSeq and is a predicted model, not a curated record. NCBI's taxonomy places the organism in Eukaryota, Metazoa, Chordata, Actinopteri, Pleuronectiformes, Paralichthyidae. Gene Ontology annotation, biological process: allantoin catabolic process.
CUUUGUCCCUCAGAUGGAACCUGAUGUUUCAAUAGGAGCAAAACGUUUCUCUUCAUAUUUUCCAACUUCAGUGUGGAAGAGCUCAACAUGGCAGAAAGACGUCCGGCAGCGGUGAAGGUGUCCGCAGAGCCGGACUUUCUGCAGUUUAAUGAUCUGGCCUGUGAGACGGUCGGUGGGAGGGUGAUUUUUGCAACAGACGAGUGGUUUGCUCCGGCUGCCAACCUGCUGAAGCGAGAGGCGCCACAGUUCAUCGCCACUGCCUUCACUGACUUCGGAAAGUGGAUGGACGGAUGGGAGACGAGGAGGAAGAGAACGCCCGGUCACGACUGGUGCAUCGUGCAGCUUGGCGUCCCGGGGCGGAUCCACGGCUUCGAUGUCGACACGUCCUUCUUCACAGGAAACCACUCGCCCUUCGUCUCCAUCCAGGCCGGCUGUCUGGACCACGCCCCCACCCUCAACCUGGAGGGAGACAGAACCGGCAUGGCCGCCUCUGAAACUCAGCUGUCUGCUGUUGCCAAGCUGGCCUCAGAGGCGUGGCCAGAACUGGUGGGUGUGUCUGAGCUGAAACCUGGAUACUGUGACUGUUGUCAUAACUACUUCAAGGUCGACUUCAGACACAGAGUCACACACCUGCGUCUCAACAUGUAUCCAGAUGGGGGGAUAUCCAGACUACGGGUGUAUGGCAUUGGGCAGAGAGACUGGUCGUCUGUCUCCACCAACCAGGAGGUCGAUCUGGUGGCUCUGACCAAUGGGGGAGUCUGCCUCGGCUACAGCGACGCCCACUUUGGCCAUCCACGCAAUAUGAUUGGAUUCGGCCGAGCUGCCAACAUGGCGGACGGAUGGGAAACAGCUCGCAGGCUGGACAGACCAAAACACCUGAAGGUGGGCCAGCAGGGGAUCCUGGAGGUGCCUGGCUGGGAGUGGGCGGUGUUUCGUCUCGGUCAUCCCGGAGCGAUCAGCAGCAUCGAGGUCGACACCAACCAUUUCAAAGGGAACUUCCCGGACUCCUGCAGGAUUGAGGCGUGUGUUCUGACACCUGAAGACGAGGCUCAGGGCAUCGCAACCAGCUGGACGUCUCUGAAAUGGCAGAUCCUUCUUCCCCCUCAGAAACUCCGUCCUCAUCACAGACAUCUCUACAGCGAGUUGGAGCUGACUCAGCCCAUCACCCACAUACGUUUGGUGAUUGCCCCGGAUGGAGGGGUCAGCCGGCUGCGGCUCUGGGGUCGACCUGUGCUGAUCACUGCAGUUUCGACCAAUCGGCCGACAGAAGAUUCCAAACUGAAAUGCAAACAAAGGCUUUGAUCUGUGUUUGAGUGCAAAUAAAACAGUCACGUGACUCAUUCAUACGGAAAACAUCAAGUGU